Molecule: messenger RNA, 1655 nt
Organism: Prunus persica (peach)
Lineage: Eukaryota; Viridiplantae; Streptophyta; Magnoliopsida; Rosales; Rosaceae
Product: non-functional pseudokinase ZED1
Exons: 2
Coding region: 230-1318 (362 amino acids)
Biological process (GO): cell surface receptor signaling pathway; protein phosphorylation
Cellular component (GO): plasma membrane
Molecular function (GO): ATP binding; protein serine/threonine kinase activity
Source: RefSeq, a predicted model, not a curated record
GCGCAUGUUAUUGUUGACCUUUCUACACAUACCAAUAAGGCUUCAAACCUAUCUUCCUUCUCAAAUGCAAGAUUCCUGUAAAAGAAAAUGAAACUAACGAAAUAAACAGCUGCUUGCACAUGAUAUCUGCAAUGGAUCUGGGCGGAAGAAUCAACAAAAUUGCUGUUUAUUUUGAGCAAUCUGAUUCCGAUUCUGAGGGGACUUGGUGCUAGACAGCAAAAAGUGAAGAAUGCCAUCCAAAACCUUGUUCUUCCCAUUGGUUCCAUGUUUGAGCAGUAACAAGAAGGAAAGAGAGAUAUCAUUCUUGGAUAAUGGAAGCAUCUUACUAGAGGAUCUCAUUGCUUCUUGUGAUGGAAAAUCUAAUCCUAUUCGGUGUUACUCUGCUGCUGAUCUCAUCAGGGCAACCAACAACUUCGAUCCUUCUCGCAUUAUACAAGAUUUUUCAGCACCGAAGUAUAAAUUUCAUCAUUCUAUACAUGUUUAUGGUGGUUACAAAAUGUUCAGGGGUUUCCUAGACGGCCGAUCAAUCAUCAUUAAGAAGUUCAUGGGGACUGGGGAUGAAGCUAGGUCCGUGGCCAUCCGUGACAUUAUCAUAUCGAUGCAGAUGAGCAACCAUAAGAAUGUUUUGAAACUCUUGGGCUGCUGCUUAGAGAUCCCUAUACCAGCUUUGGUGCAUGAAUAUGCAAUAGAAGGAGUUCUCAACGAUCAAGGAGGUUUAAGGACUACUGAAAACCAAUCCUCAUUACCAUGGAAAACUAGACUGCGCAUUGCAAUUCAACUUGCUAGUGCAAUCACAUAUUUACAUACCGCCUUUCCCAGACCCAUAAUUCAUAGGGCUCUAAAACCCAGUUCUAUUUUCUUGGACCAUGACUAUGCUCCGAAACUCUCUAACUUCGGACUCUCCAUAACCAUUCCUCCCAUGAAAUCACAUGCUGAUGAUGAGGUGAAAGGAACAUUUGGUUUCCUUGAUCCUUCCUAUAUGAAGUCUGGUUACAUUUCAGAAAAAAGUGAUGUUUAUAGUUUUGGUGUGCUUUUACUUGUAUUUUUAACGGGACAAAAGGCUGUGGAUGCAUAUGAGGCAGGAGAAUACCUAUCAAUUAUUGCAUAUGUGAAAGCUUCAGAUAUUGGGCAGAUUCAAACAAUUGCGGACCCUAAAAUCUUAGGGGAGGUAGGGGGAGAUGAGCAAGCACGACAGCACUUGCAUGAUUUCCUAGCACUGGCAUUGUCAUGCACCCAAGAAGAAAGUGAAGUAAGGCCAGAUAUGAUGGAUGUGGCGAAAGAACUCCUGAGAAUUGAGAAGUCUAUCAUUUCCAAGUAAUUCUCUCUAAUUAACUAUGCAAAGUCAAGCCGACAUGGGACAACUUAUUUGCCAUGCACCUUCCCGUUUUGCUCUGUUUAUUCAGCCGAAGCUGUUGGUUGUGUGGGGCUCUGUUGUGUAUAUUUUUGGUGCUCUAGCAAUUUCAAGGCAAGUUCUUCUUGUUUCUUUGUUUGUAAGUUAUUGAGUAAUUAUGUUUUUCUUUGUGUCUGAUAAUGAAAAGGGAAAAUAGUAAUUUCGUGUAAAUAGCUUUGGUCGGCCCCACUGGACAUUGAUCAUUCGAUGGCAAUGGCAUCGUUGACUUAACCAUAGCAAUAAACUUCAAAACUAUACUCUUUCU